This is a messenger RNA of Lactuca saligna, 942 nucleotides long. The record is from the annotation of a GenBank genome assembly. NCBI's taxonomy places the organism in Eukaryota, Viridiplantae, Streptophyta, Magnoliopsida, Asterales, Asteraceae.
AUCAAUUUAGUGUUUAGGAGUUGGAAUUUAAUUUAUGUAAUAGGAAUUGAAUCUCAUUUACUUACAAUUUCUAAACUGAUUUGAUUCCCUUUACUAUCUCAAUAUGAGAAUCCAGCAAUACGGUCACAACUGUGAUCUGUUACUGUAGAGUUGCUAACUAAAACCUGUGUCCAAACUCUUGAAGGUCACACACACAAUGUUUCUAAUGUAUGUUUCCAUCCCGAGGUUCCAAUAAUAAUGACAGGUUCAGAAGAUGGUACUGUCCGUAUAUGGCAUUCAACCACUUACAAACUUGAGAACACCUUGAACUAUGGACUUGAAAGGGUUUGGGCUGUUGGAUACAUGAAAGGUUCACGUCGGAUUGUUAUUGGCUAUGAUGAAGGAACCAUAAUGGUGAAAAUUGGACGUGAAGAGCCUGUAGCCAGCAUGGACAAUAGUGGAAAAAUUAUAUGGGCUAAACAUAAUGAAAUUCAAACUAUUAACAUCAAGAGUGUGGGAGCUGAUCAUGAGGUUUCUGAUGGAGAGAGGCUGCCUUUAGCAGUUAAAGAACUGGGAACAUGUGAUCUUUAUCCACAAAGCUUGAAGCACAACCCAAAUAGGAGAAAGUAUCACCCGAAAAACGAUGGGCCAAAGGUUUCGUUUUUUAGUGAUGAUGAAGAGACUACCAGCACACCAAAAGCAGAUGCUCUUUUUAUUCCAAGGGAGAAUCCAAGAGCUCUGGUUAUUCGCCCUCUUAAACAAUGGCCUGGCAAAUCAUCUGCUGAAAAAUUAAAAAACGCAUCUUCUCCAGCACAAACAAACGGUGAUUACACUGGGUUUGCUUCUUCCCCUCCUUUAAAUGGUCGCUCUACGGAAAACGGUAACAGAAUCCAUUCUGAAAACGGAACCCUAAAGGAACAAACACCAAUCAAAACCCCCCCAAAAACAAAACGGAGGAUGUGA